Molecule: messenger RNA, 444 nt
Organism: Linum tenue
Lineage: Eukaryota; Viridiplantae; Streptophyta; Magnoliopsida; Malpighiales; Linaceae
Source: the annotation of a GenBank genome assembly
AUGGAACAUACAUACCAAUAUUCAUGGAUCAUCCCUGUCCUUACACUUCCAGUCCCUAUGUUACUAGGACUCGGACUCCUACUUUUUCCGGCAGCAAUAAAAAAACGUCGUCGUAUCUGGGCUUUUACAAGCGUUUUCUUUUUAAGUAUAGUUCUUAUUUUUUCAAUCGAUCCCUCUAUUCAGCACAUAAAUAAUGGUUCGAUUUAUCAAUACGUAUGGUCUUGGACUAUCAAUAAUGAUUUUUCUUUAGAGUUCGGAUACUUAAUUGACCCGCUUACUUCUAUUUUGUCAAUAUUAAUUACUACAGUUGGAAUUUUGGUUCUUAUUUAUAGUGACAAUUAUAUGUCUCAUGAUCAAGGGUAUUUGAGAUUUUUUGCGUAUAUGAGUUUUUUCAAUAAUUUAAUGUUAGCAUUAGUUACUAGUUCGAAUUUGAUACAAAAAUAG